CGAAUACCGCAGCUGCGCUCAUCCGGUCGGCCAGUACUGGCUGCACGAAUGUCAUCCCUUCCCGGCAGCCAAUCUUUCAACGACUACACCGCAGAGCAGUCAGUCUCGGAGCUCGAUGAUCUACCUCCAAUAGGCCCAGAAAGUGCCUAUCCGUCCGCCGCCCCAAACCCGCUCUCUCGGGCCAGGACUGCGGUGCCCCCAACACGCGAGAGGAACACGCACUUUCUGUACGUGCGCACAACCCCGAACAACAACAUUGUCACGUUUACGCGACCAGACGGCUCGCCCCUCAUGACUGUGAGCGGCGGCCAGGUUGGCUACAAGCACAAGGCUCGGGGAACUGCUGAAGCGGCUCACCUGUGCGCGAUCAAGGCGUUCAAGCGCAUUGAGGAGGAGUCUGCGCGGAAUGGGGGCAGUAUGACGUUAGAGGUGUGCUUCAACGGAUUUGCACGGGGGCGGGACGCGGUACAGAAGGCGCUGCUGGCUACAGAGGCUGCUCAUAUUCGUGCGCUGGUUUCGCGAGUAACCGACAAUACAAAUAUCAAGAUUGGCGGAACGAGGUCGAAGAAAGCUCGCCGGACAUAAACAUCUUGGAUGUUGCUGGGUUCCCAUAAUAUCUCUUGCUAUAUUCCAUUUGGAACCAAAGUCACUGGAAACACUUUCUGCACCUGUGCAAUGCACCAAACACCGCUGUCGCUCUCAGCAAAGCACUGUCUCGAAUGAUUAUCCCCGCAUAGAGACUACCUCCC
Molecule: messenger RNA, 749 nt
Organism: Phanerochaete carnosa HHB-10118-sp
Lineage: Eukaryota; Fungi; Basidiomycota; Agaricomycetes; Polyporales; Phanerochaetaceae
Exons: 2
Coding region: 49-585 (178 amino acids)
Biological process (GO): ribosomal small subunit assembly; maturation of SSU-rRNA from tricistronic rRNA transcript (SSU-rRNA, 5.8S rRNA, LSU-rRNA); translation
Cellular component (GO): mitochondrial small ribosomal subunit; ribosome
Molecular function (GO): mRNA 5'-UTR binding; small ribosomal subunit rRNA binding; structural constituent of ribosome
Source: RefSeq, a predicted model, not a curated record